Messenger RNA from Clunio marinus, 1842 nucleotides. The record is from the annotation of a GenBank genome assembly. Lineage: Eukaryota; Metazoa; Arthropoda; Insecta; Diptera; Chironomidae.
ACUGUAUAAAAAAGUGAAAACAAAAGUUUUGCAACAAAUUAAUUUUUACGUGUUUUCAAACAUUUGACUAGUCUUCUCAAUAACUUAUUUUAUAAAUGCAUUUCUCAUUCAAUUUGUGCGCUUGUUGAAAGUUGAAAAAAGAAUCAAAUUGGAGAAUUUAAUAAAGUUUCCGUCUCGACUAUUAAUUUUAUUUUCGUUCUUAUUAUGUCUAAUCAUGAAUUGAUGAGUAUCGACGAUCAAACAUUGGCCAACAUCAUGAACAAACGACAUCGAUCGGCAAAAUCACAGUUUAAAAAUCCACCUCAGCCAAAGUUUUGCAUAAAAGAAAGAACAUUAGACGGUCGCGACUUAUUUAUCAAUGUCUUGAGUUAUUCACGUAUCGCUAAUCAGUUGUCCGAAUUUGAUCCGAUUCCACUUUAUGGUGGAAUGCAGAUUCGAUCGUUUGGUUCGAUAAAAAACAACGUCAAUACUCAACCGCCACAUCUUAUCUUUGCUGUCAUGGCAUCGCCGGAGGUUCUCAAGAAAACGGGCAGGAACUGUGCUGACACUCCAGAACAAAUGAAUUUAGUAGAAUUAAUGUGUGAAUUCGUAGAAGCUAUGAAUCCAGGAAUUGUGUUAUCAAAAAAACCUGAAAUUCUCAAAGAUCGUGAUUUGGCUGGAGAAUUAAAAGAUGUUUGGUCUGCCGUACAAAAUUUUCGAGACAAAGAAAAAGCUGGAAUAUCCGACAUUGUUGUGUACACUGAAUUCGGGCCUGAAUCUGGUUCUGUUCCUUUUGAAGCCUCCGAACCAAUGAUGAAAUCACUCCAACGAAACGAUCCAUGUUAUGGAAAAGCCGUUAAAAGUGAAAAUAAUCAUAUGAAUGAAUUGGAACAAUGUGUGGAGAGUCAAAAUUGUAAUGAAAAAGGUGGAGAUGACGAUGAAGCAGUAGAGAAAGAGCGUGAAAAUAUAUCAUUGCCUGAAAAAAGUGUCGACGAAUCUGAUUUAAAUCUCAAGAUUGAUAAAAUGUUGUCAUUGAGUAGCAAAAAAAUUGAAUCGAAUAAUCAAGAAAAUCAUCACACCAACGAGUCGAGUGGAAAAAUAAUUAAAGUUCAGAAUCAGAAAAAUCAGCAGCACAAUUUCUUCCCGAAGUUCCUUAGUUCGAGUAAGGAGAAGGAAGCCAAAGAUAAGGAGAAGGAUAAAGAUAAAGAUAAGGAUGAGGUGGAACCGAAAACAAAGACUAAGAAGAGCUUAAACUUCUUUCGACGAAAUAAAUCCUCAACAGGCUCACCGACACAUGGUGGCUGCAUCAAUUCGAUUAGUAAUAAUCAGAAAAGUGAUAAUAACACCGAACAUUAAGUCAUGGCACUCGAACAAAAUUAUAAAAAAUGAAAAUUAACUCCAUUAUAAAGCUUUCGAUGUUAAGGAGACUUCGUGACAACUAAAGUUAGCUAACUGUUCCGGUAGCAAGGUAAAUAUAUAAACAACAAUAUUUUUACGCAGCUAUAAUGUGUACAAAAUAUCCAACAAGUCAACUUAACUACUGCCUAAAUAUUGCUUUACCUCUUCCCUCUCUUCCCACCCGAAAACACCUCCGAAUACAUUCGUAGACAUUUUUAAAUAUUUACUUAUAGAAAGAAAGAGAGAUAAAAAAAAGUAGAAUCACAACAUGGCAAUUUUAAAAUAAUUAUCGUACUAAAUUUAAUAUCAAAUAAGAGAAGACAUUGAAAAUGAGCUUCAAUUUUCUUUGACUUUAAAUUAGAACAAAAUCACAAAAGAAAGCUUAAGAAGUCAGACUUUUUUUGUAAUAAAUUGCAAAUGAAUUAAAUUUUAAUCAAAAUGAAGCAAAAUGUGUAUAAAGAAGGA